UUUUAAACGAUGUAUUUUGUCUUAAAUCUGGGCCCUGAAUGGUUUAUUUAAUUUAGAUACAUAAUUAUAGAACCUGAACUGAAAAAAUUAUCUUGAAAAAAAUAUUCUUCAUUCAUAUCUGUGUUUUAAUAUUUUGAAACAUAUAAUCACAUAUACUCACAGAUAAAUACACAUAAUUCAUUUUGAUAGUUUUAUUCUCUAAACUGGAUGGUUUGGUCGUGUUAUAAUAAUAAUUAUAAUUAUUAUUGAUCAUAAGAAAUCAAUAAAAUUCAUUAUGGAAAGUACAAUUUUUUUAAUGUGAAUUUUCUAUAAAAUAUUCACACGCACUCAUACACAUAUAUACAUACAAACACACAACUUCGUCAUCUAAUAAUUUUGUAAAAAAUAAAGAAAAGAAGAAAAAGAAAACACGGAAAACCUUAAAUCAAUAUAUUUUAUUGAAGUGUUUAUUUAAUUAACGAAUCAGAUCAUCAAUGCAGUAAGAAAAAAUAAAAUAAAAUAAAAUAUAAUUGAAAAUAAAAUAAUUCAUUUGUAAAUUUUAACUUAUAUUACUAUCAAAUUAUUUAACUUUUAUCUAUAUAUAUAUAUAUACUACUGAUUUUUUCAUUAAUACAAAUAAUCAAAAAAACAAACAAAAACAAGACAUUUUUACCCAUAAUGACAAUUGAACGAAACACAAAUCAAUUAACAAUAAAUCAAUCCACAAAUUAUACUGAAUCAAUUUAUUAUUUAUGUUAUGGUUAUUUAAUACAUCAUUUAAAAAUUAAAAAUAAAUUACAAUUGUUUGAUAGAAAUAUAGCAGAAAAUGAAAUUGAAAAUAUUAAACCAAUUUGUUCUAUUCAAUUAUAUUUAUUAUUUUGUAAAGAUUGUUUACGUAUAAAACGUUAUAUAACUAAUACAAAUCGUUAUAAGCGUUAUACAUUAUAUUAUAAACAAAUUGAAGUAUAUUAUUUUACACCAUAUAUGAAACAUUUAUUAAUAUUAGGUAUUAUUUCACCAAAUGGUAUAAAACGUUGUUAUCAAUAUAUUUAUAUUAAAAAUAAUGAGGAUCACUAUAAAAUACAAAUAAUAUUAAAUCAAAUAUUUGAAAAUUCAUUAAAAAUAUUAACAAAUUUACCUGUAAUUGGUCAAUUAAUCAUUAAAAAUUUUAAAAAUGAAUCAAAACGUAAUAAAAGAUUAGGUAGAAUAACUUUGGAUCAUUUACAUAAAUCUAAUAACAAUAUAAUGAAUGAAUUAAAAGAACAUGAAGAUAUGAAUCCAGUAAUGAAUGAAUAUAUUGAUGGAAACAAUUAAAUCUUAAUUGAAAUCAUAAAUGGUUAUUGAUUUUUCUUCUUGAAUGAAAGGAAUGAUACCUUUUUG
Messenger RNA from Schistosoma spindalis, 1359 nucleotides. The record is from the annotation of a GenBank genome assembly. NCBI's taxonomy places the organism in Eukaryota, Metazoa, Platyhelminthes, Trematoda, Strigeidida, Schistosomatidae.